This is a messenger RNA of Oldenlandia corymbosa var. corymbosa, 4332 nucleotides long. The record is from the annotation of a GenBank genome assembly. NCBI's taxonomy places the organism in Eukaryota, Viridiplantae, Streptophyta, Magnoliopsida, Gentianales, Rubiaceae.
CUAGAAGCACUCCGAAAGUAACAGAACUGUUGGUCAAUUUCGUGUAUCCGUUUAAUUAAUAAAUUUUAGGCCCAAUAUACCUUGAGCGGAACAAAUGCAGCUAAAGCCCGAUCCAAGAACAGGGGCUUUACACGCUUUGCUGCAAAACCCUAGCUGCAUAUAUGCAGCACAAAAAACGACGGCCUCCUAUUUUCAUUUCUACUUCUUCUCUGUUUAGCUCCUCGUUGCCGUUUUUCCCACCCACAGCGGCGCCGCCCUAUCUAAGGAGUCUACGCCGUAGCAUCCAAAAUGCCGCCUAAGUUCGACCCAACCCAGGUGGUGGAAGUGUUCGUCCGGGUCACCGGCGGCGAAGUUGGAGCUGCGAGUUCCCUGGCCCCCAAGAUCGGUCCACUUGGUCUGUCUCCAAAGAAGAUCGGAGAAGAUAUAGCUAAAGAAACCGCCAAGGACUGGAAGGGUCUCCGGGUCACCGUUAAACUCACCGUCCAGAACCGUCAGGCCAAGGUGUCUGUUGUCCCAUCCGCCGCCGCCCUGGUUAUCAAGGCCCUCAAAGAACCCGAGCGUGAUCGGAAGAAGGUCAAGAACAUCAAGCACAGCGGCAACAUCUCCCUGGAUGACGUCAUCGAGAUUGCUAAGGUGAUGAGGCCUAGGUCCAUGGCUAAAGACUUGACCGGCACUGUGAAGGAAAUUCUCGGAACGUGUGUUUCUGUUGGAUGCACCGUCGACGGGAAGGACCCCAAGGACUUGCAGCAGGAAAUUGCCGAUGGUGAUGUUGAAAUCCCCCAGGAUUAAAUAUUUAAGUAGCUGUUGAAAUUACUGUCGUUUUAUUAAGAGUUUUGUGCUUUAUUUUUCUUCUUUUUUGGAUAAUGGGAAACUUAAAUAUGGGAGACUUUGUUAAUUUCCAUAAUUCCGUUAAUUUAGAUGAAGUUUUGGAGCUUUGAGGAAUCAUAUAUGUGGAUCGCUCUAUCUGUUUGUUUGUGUUUUCAUGUUAUGUUCUAUUAGUAGAUUCCACUUUCAUUUUGCGAUGCUAUGCACUUGUGAUGCUCUAAUUUGUUCUUGAGGUAUGCAGUUCUUGUUCUUUUUGUAUGGUUUGGAGAAUGCUAUUGCCACGUUUGUCAUUUGUUUAGAUUCUCUUGUUGCUGUCCCUUUGCUCUGAAACAUCUUUUUUCCUGUUUAAGAAGGCUUAAAUAGAAAAUUGUUGGCUAUAUUUUUAUUCUUUCCCCUUAUGGGAGGAUAAUCUUCAGGCUUUGCUCUCUGUUGAUGCAUAAGGAUGAAGUAGUAUAUGAAUGUUUGAGUCAUUCAAUUGAGGUAUCCCCGUGCAAUUGCCAUGCCAUAGAAUUAGGAUUAUUUAUGCUGCAGAACUAGGAUAAGGAAUCAAGUGGGCUUGUCUUCUUACUUUGCCUUGAAUGUUAUUAGUAUCUGGCGGCAUCUUUUGUUUAUAUGAAGCCUUGUUGUCAUUUUUACAUGUUAAGUAUGCAAUAGAUUCUGUUUUCAAUGACUCUGGUUCUUGAGCCCUGUGAUGCUUACCUCUUUGCUUUGGAGUUAGCAUGGUUUCAAGUUGUUGAGUUAUUGUUGAGUUAUGGUUUGAAGGGUUCAUGUUAGGUUUUGUUUGGUAUGUGUUUUGAUUGAUUAGAAUUUUAGUGUCUGCCUACAUUCUUGGUGAAUUUGCACUCUGAAUUAUAUGGAGUUAUGUUGGGAAGAAGAGUGUUUGUUUCAAUUAGAAACAUUGUUCAUAGAUGAUGUUAAUCUUCUUUUUUUCGAUAUAUACAUGCAUUUCUCUUCGUUUGAGUAUGCUGUGGUGGAUUUUGGUUAGCCAAAAUGCAGAAGUUACUUGGAUUAUAAAUUGGAGAAAUGUCUGUCACUAUUUGUGGUCCUGGUAUCAAUGUGUUCGUUGCUUUAGCUCUUUUCCAACUCCAAAGAUUUGUUGUGGCUUCCAUACUAGUUCAAAAAUAAUUUCUUCAAGAUUUGCUCAUUUUACUCUUGUUAUGAGAGGUUGAACUUGAGUUUGCGCGUCAUUGACGAUUAGACACUUGAGAGUGCACAGAGCAGAAACAUGCGUGAUUGCGUGUACUUAAAAGAGCGAGGAUCGCGUUCCUUCCAGAUAAAAAAUCUGUGUAUUGAAGAUCUCUUCUUCCAUAUAAAAUAUCUGUGUAUUGAAGAUCUUUUGCAUCUUACGAUAUGGCCCCAAUAUGCAUGGUAUUUUUUUUUUUCCUGAUUCUUUUUCUCCACAUAUUGUUGAUGACGCUUAACAGCUUGGGACUUGUAUGUUGGAACAAGAUUUGCCUAUAAUCCUGAGUAAUGUAUGGGUGGGGUGUAGCUGAUCUUGAAAACCUAGAAUUUGCUAGUGCAUCUGCAAUUCUGCAUUCCGGAAAAUGUGCCUCCUUUCGCUGUCAUUUUUCAAAAUCUCUUUACAUUUUCCUUGUCCUGGUUCACUAGAGUCUAGAGUCUACAAGCUCAACAAACUGUAUAAGACAUUUUGUAGCCUGCUUAAAGCCCUACAAACCCUCGGGUUGAAUAAUUGGAAUUCAGACAGGAGCUAAACUAUCCACAUACCAGGCUUAUGAGCCUAUAAAAACUAUGUUGGGCUCAAACCUUGAGUUCACUAAGUUAGGUCAUUUUCCGCAAAGCCACAUAAGUUAAACAUGAUUAGUCAGAUACAUUAAUGGCCUAUAAUAAUACUAGAAGCUUUGUUCAUGAGAUAAAAUCCAUAUACAGUAUAGUGGUUUGGUUUAAAAAGUCGUUUACAAAGUGGCGCCAUGGAAUAAGACAAGCAUCACGUGUUUCAGUUCUUACUGUUGACUCAGCAGCCCACUUAAUUAUAGGACAAUAAUUCAUCAACUUGCUUCAACUAUUAUACAACAGUAUGUUUUUUAAAUAUCCUCUGCGUUAGAGUUAUGUUUUAGUUUGGUAAUUUAUUCAACUUAGUUUUACACAUGCUUGAUGAUGCUUCGGCCAAAGGCGGGCGUUUGGAAUGGUGAGUCAGUGACACUGUGGAGUGUGGAGAUGAUGAGAAUUUGCAAUUUUGUAUGUGUACAAAAAAAUGGGGAGAAAUGUCAGGGUCAAACGCGUUUCCACAAAGCAAGGUAAAAAGCAGCUGUCUGACCAACCUCCACCAUUAAAAAAAAAAAAGACAAAAUUAAUCGUACUCAAUUUUUAAUUCAGGGUUUAAAUUUCACAUUGUUCACGUUUCCUUUUUCCUCAAGCCCCGCAUAUAAAUCUUGCCAGGUUGUUGAAGCAUUCCCAUUCAUCAGUUCUUCCCGCAACAUCAGCCUACCUUAUUUACUUUCUCUGUCCCAAAUUUUCCCUUUAUAAUUCACGGUUUCAAUUCCUAAAUUAGAGUCAUUAAACAAGACUACAAGAGCUUUUGAUUCAGCCCCCUAAGCAGGCAGUUGUUGAAAACCCAAAAUCUCGAACAAAAGUUUCAAUCAAUUCCAAAAUGGCAAUGAAGAUGGGAAGCUCAGUUUCAGGGAAAUGGAUGGAAGUUGCUCCUCCUCUGGUAAUAAGCCCACAUAAACCUUCUUCCACCGCACACCAACUGGAGACCAUUGUGGAAGAGAACGAAGAAGGAUACGAAUCGUACGAGUCGUCUAAUUCCAGGCGGCCCAGUUUCAAAUGCCAUCUUAAUUCCAAUUUAUCUCCUCUCCUCUGAGUGUGUGCCUCCUCUUUCUCGAGAUGGAUAUCAUAAACUUUUUGCGAUCCGAGAUGGAAGUCCUAGAUUCGUAAAUUAGUAGGUACUUAUAUUAGAGAAUAUUGGAAUUUGGUGUAGUUUUAAGAUUGUGAUGUGAAUGAAAGGGAUAUGAUUAUGAACCAGAGAAUGCAGGGCAAAUGCAAGGAAUCCCCUGAAUCAGGAACUCUGUCUAUUUGUUUAUUGCACGUUUCGAUGGGAUAAUUUAACCCCUUUUCAAAUGUCAUAUUCUUUAUACUUUCGAUUUCUGUUUGUGUUUCCAAGUUUUUGCAUUGUGUGAUUGGCGGAUUGCUAUGCAAAAAGAAAUCUCCAUUUUCAGAAUGAAAACGUGACAUAACAAAAAAGUAAAGAGGUAAAACUGAUUUUUGGUUUUAUGGAAUGAGCAAAUGGAGCAAUGUAAAGAGCAAAUAAAUUUGUUUGCGGCUUCAUAUGACAUACUGCUCUAAUUUGCUUGGAAAAUGGCAACUUUUUGUUUUUUUGGGAAGUAAAUAUUACUACAUUCGUUUCAAAUUAAGUGUCGUUUUAAUAAAAUUGAUAAAUUCCAAUAUAAGUGUUGUUCUCCAAUGCAGUUUUUGUCAAAAAUUUUUAAAUUACCCUCAAAAGAAUUAAUAUUAUUUGUAGACAUUUUUUUUAAUAGGAUUGAUUGAGGA